AUGAAGUUUUUCUAUUCUGCAUUGGCCUUUGCGCCACACGUUUUCGCUGCCCUCACUUACAAAGGAGUCGACUGGUCGUCUGUUACUGUUGAGGAACAAACUGGUUACACUUACAAAAAUGCCGCUGGUAAUACACAAGCCCUCGAGACAGUCUUGGCUGCUUCAGGCGUCAACACUGUGAGACAAAGAGUAUGGGUUAACCCAUCAAAUGGCCAAUACAACUUGGCCUACAACUUGGCGCUUGCCAAACGUGCCAAGGCUGCCGGUUUAAGUAUCUACCUCGAUCUACAUUUCAGUGAUACUUGGGCCGAUCCAAGUCAUCAGGGCAUCCCCUCAGGCUGGCCCACCGAUACCAUCGGUAACCUUGCCUGGGAAGUCUACAACUACACUCUCGCCGUCUCAGAUGCCUUCGCCAGCGCCGGCAUCUCCCCAGCCAUCAUUUCCAUCGGCAACGAAAUCCGCGCCGGACUCCUCUGGCCCAUAGGCACCACCUCAAGCUACUACAACAUAGCCUCUCUUCUCCACUCUGCCUCUGCCGGCAUCAAAGACUCCACCCUCAGCACCCAACCCAAAAUCAUGAUUCAUCUCGACAACGGCUGGGACUGGUCCGCCCAACAAUAUUUCUACAAAACCGUGCUUGCAGCCGGUCCUUUAGUAUCCAUCGAUUUCGACAUGAUGGGCGUCUCCUACUACCCCUUCUAUUCGUCCUCCGCCACCCUCGCCAACCUCAAAACAUCCCUUACAAACAUGGCUUCAACCUGGGGUAAACAACUCAUAGUCGCCGAAACAGAUUGGCCAUACGCAUGUCCAUCCCCCGCAUACAAAUUUCCCUCGGACGCAAAAGCUAUUCCUAUAUCCGCAGCAGGCCAGUCAACAUGGAUUAAAAAUGUCGCGGCGGUUGUAGCGGGUGUUAAGGGUGGAGCUGGGCUGUUCUAUUGGGAACCUGCUUGGAUCAAUAAUGCUAAUUUGGGAAGCAGUUGUUCUGACAACUUGCUUUUUGGUACGAAUGGGGCUGCGAGAUCGAGUUUAUCGGCUUUUGCUGGUAUCUAA
This is a messenger RNA of Sclerotinia borealis F-4128, 1050 nucleotides long. NCBI's taxonomy places the organism in Eukaryota, Fungi, Ascomycota, Leotiomycetes, Helotiales, Sclerotiniaceae. The record is from the annotation of a GenBank genome assembly.